AUGUCGCCCUCUGAUACACCAAUGAAUGCAGCCCACCAGCAUGCAGCCAAUGCAGACGACUACCUCGCUAAAGGCCUUAUUGUUAUGGCAGCUGAGGAGCAUUAUCAGGCCUCAGUGUCAUACAUAGCAGCUAUUGAGCGCAGUAACGAUGAAUCGGCGAAGAGAACGCUGCGGAUGCUCUACAAUGAACACUGUAAAGCUGCAAAAGAGUUACAGAGAAAGAUUGACCAGUUGAAGGCAGAGGGGAAAGAUCCCUCAUUACCCCAGAAAUCAGAUAUUCCAAAGAACCCCCCUCCACGACAGAACUCUAACUCAUACGCUGGUCCCUCUAGGGUGAACACGUCAUCACCGCAGCCAUUACGAGCCGCCAUGACAGAUUCGCAAAACGCUGGCGAUGAAUCAUUCAUGCUUCUAGGCGGGCAAAGGUCAGAUCCUGGUGAUGCCUUCAAUCAAUUUUGGAAUAUUAUGCAAGGAAUGCUCGACAAUCUGUCUCAGCCAGUUGCCUUUGCAACGGCGCCUCUUGACGAUCCUGAAUUUCCUAAUUCUCCAUCUGCUGAGAAGAAACCGGAGGAAACUCGCAAAGAUGAUAAUCUAAGUAGCGACACCGAUGCCGAUGAACCUAUUUUUUCUAGAUUUACGAGGAAGAUCGGUAUGUCCCGUGAAGGAAGCAAGAGUAGUCGUUCGAGGAAAAACAGCCACGAGACUGCCAACACUAACUUGAAGAAAGCUGCUUACGAAGACGACGACGACUUCGAAGAUUUUCUUGAAGCAGGGGAUGACCUGUCAGGGUCCUUCUUUUUAAUCCCCUCUGGCGCCGAGCCCUCACCCGCAGUGCUGAAGAAAGAAAACGAGACAUUGAAAGCUGAAAUCAAUUCAAUGAAGUCUCGGCUGGAAGCCACUGAAAGGGCCCAGCGUGCACUGGGGACGUCGACGAUGUUGCAGCGGCCCGGACCGCCCCUGGAUUUCAGCAGUCUUAACAUUGACGUCCCCGCAGUUCCAAUACCAGGAAUAAAUACGGGGAGAGAAGCACAAUACGCCCGUCGGGUGAAAGAACUCGAAGAUGAGCUGCGGUUGAUGCGUGUCGAAAAUGAGAAGAACGUUCGUCAUCGUCCUUCGUUUUCACUUGUAAACACUAACACCGAGACAUCCAUCCUCCAGAAACUUAUGAUAGCAAAAUUCCGUGAACGAUGGGAAAAACUAAAGGAUUCAGCGAAGCGCAAGAAAGAGGCCAAGGCAGCUGCCGAAGCCGCUAGCACAGGAGUUCGGGAGCGAAUAAUUGAAGAACCGGAGGCAGAAGAAGAACUUGAUGAAUCGAAUCCACGCGGAUGA
Messenger RNA from Psilocybe cubensis, 1329 nucleotides. RefSeq lists its product as uncharacterized. Lineage: Eukaryota; Fungi; Basidiomycota; Agaricomycetes; Agaricales; Agrocybaceae. The record is from RefSeq and is a predicted model, not a curated record. The coding region runs from base 1 to 1329 and encodes 442 amino acids. The transcript has 6 exons.